AUGUUGAAAAAUACACAAGUUCGAAAAUCGGCGGUUUUGUGUUUGGAGAAGUAUUUGCCAUAUGUGGCCGAGGCGGAUUUUUCAGCAGCUAUUGAGAUUCUCAAGCGUUUGUGUCUUGAUGAAUCACAUGUUGUUCGAAAACAAGCAGCAGAUGCGAUUACUUGUCUUUUGAGUGGGAUUGAUGAAGGCUCAGAUCGAUGGCAUAUUGUGGCAAAUUCUUGGAUCCUCAACGUUUUCCCACUAAUUGGCGAUUCGGAUGCAACUGUUGCGGAACUCGUUGCAAAACUUGUUUUGGAAUUAGUUUUAAACCCAUUGAUUGAAGCCUCGAUGGGUAACGUGCAAGUGCGAGGACUAGCUGCUGAAAUUUUGAAAAGGAUUUAUCCUGGAUCAAGCAGUCGCUCUGAAUUCAUUCGUGCUCUAAGAGAACAGGCUUCUCACAAUCGACUUAACUCGAUCAUAGUCAACAAUGUUCAAAGACAGUUGGAAAAUAGCACUUCGGAGGAAGAUACGAGUGAAUUGUGGACCCUUUUUGAAUGUCUCGUUGUGGUGUUUCCGGACAAAAUCGAUUCGAAACUUGUGUUCAACAAGUGGUUUUCAUUCACUCAUCCACCACGACCACUUAUGAUGAAAAACGAUUGGAUUCCGACGCCGACGAUUCCUUAUGGGAAAACGGCAUCACUGCUACUCAGCAUUAUUCGACUCAUAAAGAAGAAAUUUUCUGCCGACGAGCGAAGACUGUUAUGUACGAACCUUGAGGAACAUUUGAAUGGAUACACGGUACCAACUGAUCUUAUCAAUGAAGUUUGGUUGACGUUGGCUACGUUGGCUGACCACCAGAAAAGCGGUGAUAUUAAACACGAAUCACCUGAAUUACAAUUGUUUGCUUCGAGGACGUAUCGUUUUGCUCUUCAAGUGAUCAAGAACAUAUGGAAGGCAUCUUGCAUAGAAGAACAAUUGACAUUUUUGAAAUAUCAAGUCGAAGAACAAGCAGAAACGUUUUUGGUUCGCAUGCUGAUUGGUACGGGUUAUGCUGCACAAUAUAAUUUGGAUGUCAUUUAUUUGCUGGAUCAAGAUGAAAUUGAUGAUAUACGAGAAGAGCCGCUCUUGAUCUCAUUCCUUCUCAAGAUCACGACCGAUUCUCUUUCUGAUCUACGUUUUCGACUAAAGGAGAGUCGAAAGAAUAUUAAACUUGACAAAGGGCGGCAUCCAUUUGGUCUUCCAACGAAAAGGAAUGGGAAAUGGGCUCCAGAGUCAGACUGGUUGAAGCAACGGCUUGUUCAUUCCGAUGUGGUGAGCAAUUUUCCAAUGAAGAAGUUCUCCGAUGGGAUUCGUGCAGCUGCCGCGAUCGCUAUUGGAACACAUUGUAUUUUUGAUGGAGAGCUGACUAAAGAGUUUCUACCAGAACUUAUCAAUGAACUACAAGCCAGUUCAUCUGCUGCCGUCCGGGCUAAUUUGCUGGUCCCAUGUUGUGAUAUGGUUAAAAGGUUUGCGGCAACAGACAUUCAAGGAUUACCGGAUGCGUUGGCUAUUGUUCUGUUGGAUCCUCAUCCACACAUUCGCGCUCAAUGUCUCCAAAUGAUGGCUCAUCUUAUCAAAGAACAAUUUGUUAAAUGGGAAGGAUUGAUAAUGCAUUUGUAUACAAUCAUGUGCAUCGAUGAUAGUCCAGAAACCGCCAGCUUUGCUCAAAGUUCUUUUCAGAAUGCUCUGUUGCCUAUAAUGGAUGACAUGCUCUACUCAAACUUUAUGGAGUUUUUACUAUUCUACAACAAUGCCCCUUACACUUGGGAUGAAGAGCAAGGACUUGUUAACGCAGCUCGGCGGCGUAUUCGAGUAGACGGCUACGGAAGCGAUGCAUCGAGGUUUAUUUGGCGGCAAACGAUCCUCCGAUUUAUUUUGUCAACAUUUACCGAUUUUCAAAGAUUUGGAACAAUGGUUCGCAUGUGUAACGAUAUCAUCAUGCAGAUUGCUAAAGGAGGCUCGGACAUCACGGACUACACAAUUUCAAAUCUUGUAAACGAUUGUCUGGAACUAAUGUCGUGUGAUGAGAUGUCGUUUUCCUAUACAUUAGGCAAAAAGACAGGUGCGGAUGGUGGAGAUCCCGAUGACGAGCCCAAUGAUGCUAUUCAUGCAAAAGCUACUGAAGCUCUAAUGACGGCGUAUCGAAAUGGAUUACAACAAAAAAUUUUGCCUGUGCUUUUUGAUGUUUUGUUUAUUUUCGAAAAAAAGCGUUUGGGAGCAUUUGCAAGAAAAACAUUGUUCACGAUCGAGCUUCUUUGCAAGGAUCACAUCGAACACGUCGACACAAUGAUUAUGGCACUUUGUCCAGGAAGAGCAAAGCAAAUACUGCAGGAAAUGACGGAUCCAAAAGGUCUUGUACAAAAAGAGCUUGCUUUGAGAAAGCGUGAUGAGGAACGAGAUCGUGAAGCGGAUCUACAAUUGUUACUGGCAAAUCUUCAAAAUAAAAAUGUCCCACCAACCACUCCGUUUGCUCUGAGAACACCGAGGGUUAAGCGAGCAACGAUGAUGCAUGGUGCAAUGGUGGAAGAACCGGUGAAUCAAACCUUUGCGACCCAACAAAUCAAAGAAGAAGAAGAAGAAAAUCGUCCGAACUUGACCAGUACACCAUUGCAAACAGCCCUCCGACCGACGGCACCGUUGAAAGCCUUGACGAUUGCCGCAAUUCGAAACGACAAUCUCCGAUUUGUAGUGGACGCAUUGACACCAAAAUCUAAACAAAGGCAAGAACAGGCAGUUCCCACUCCGGUUCAACCAUCUUUUGCCGCAAAUCUUGCAAACAUUGACGAAGAUGAGUCCGACGAGCUUCCUACAAUCAUUCCCCCCCGAAGAUUUUCAGUUGUCACUAGUCCGAAAACAACUGCUACGAAAGAGGAAACAAUGGACAGUUUAGCAACAGCUCUUGCCGCCACAAAUACGUCACCAGAUAAUGAGCCGAUGGAGGAAGCUAUUGAAAGUUCGACCAAGAAAUCUGGUGGCGAUGACUCGAUUAGCUCGCGUUUAAAGUCAAGGAAGCGCCGAUCAUUGAACCAGAGUAGUGCUAAAGUCGAACAGACAAAAGAGCCCAAUCUUUCCACUGAUCAGGCCUCCACGUCAGUGUUGGAAGUUUCGGCAACUGAGCAAAGGCAAUCGAGAAGGAAAUCAUCAAUUAAUGUGAAUCCAAUUGUCACGAUACGAAAAGUACCACUGAAGGGCGAAACUGGGGAAGAAAAAGAAAAUGAGGUUGGAUCCAACCUACCAGUGCAACAACCAACUCUCAACAUUAUGAAUGACGAAACGAUGAUCGGUGGACGAGCUUUUUCUACGCCAAAUAAAGAUCCAAAUGCCAUGGAAUUGACAUUUGCAGGACUUGAUUUUAGUGUGAUCGCGAAAGAGCCAGGAACUGCUCGCACACGACGAGUGAGACCAUCGACUUCUGAGCAAAACGAU
Mesorhabditis belari is the source of this 3444-nucleotide messenger RNA. The record is from the annotation of a GenBank genome assembly. NCBI's taxonomy places the organism in Eukaryota, Metazoa, Nematoda, Chromadorea, Rhabditida, Rhabditidae.